AUGGAAUCGAAAUAUAUUGAAAUCUACAGAUAUUUUACCGUGGAUAUAUAUGUGCCAUACGUUUCGGGUUUAUCAUUUCACGGGUUUUUACACCUCCUGUAUUAUAUUGCUCAGUUGAAAUUUCCAUACUUCAAGUAUUUACUGGAACAAAUGCAAAAUUUGCUUGCCUAUUGUGAUAUGUCGCUGAGACACUACGGUGUACGAUCGGCACGACUUAGGCGUGCUCAAAUUCGUCGUGAAAGUACGAAGAAGUAA
This is a messenger RNA of Gongylonema pulchrum, 255 nucleotides long. The record is from the annotation of a GenBank genome assembly. Lineage: Eukaryota; Metazoa; Nematoda; Chromadorea; Rhabditida; Gongylonematidae.